Molecule: messenger RNA, 1854 nt
Organism: Symbiodinium sp. CCMP2592
Lineage: Eukaryota; Dinophyceae; Suessiales; Symbiodiniaceae
Source: the annotation of a GenBank genome assembly
AUGCUAGUGCACAGCACUGGCUUCUUCCAUGCCUUUAGAUAUGGUCUAACGUUGCUCUGCUGGCUCACUUCUUUGCCUUGGACGGCCGCAGGGGCAUUUGACUGCCCAAAGCAGAGCGUGGAGGGCGAGGUAGGCUUUGAAGUUCAACUACUGCAGACGAAAAGCAGCUUGGAAUCUCGUCUUGAUCGUGCCGGAGAUCAUGCCUGCUCGGCUGGGUACGGGCCAGGUAUGCAUGUGGUACAGCUACCGAGCAUUGAGAGACAAUUUCUCUUCCUCGUGCCCCCUGAGCUCGUCCAGAGCAGCUCUGGGGUCCCUCUCGUGAUGUCCUUCCAUGGCACUUUCGAGUCUCCAUGGUUCCACGAAAAGGAGGUUGGCUACAUGGAUGUGCUGUCACGCCACGGCUGGUUGGGAAUUCUGCCCUGGGGGACACGACUGAAAAGUUCGUCGGCCAUGGGUGGAGUGAGGGAGUGCUGCUCCAAGUGGUGCGAUUCCGAAGAGUGCUGCAUGCAGGGUGGUUUCGUUUCGGCCAAGGCCGACGCUUGUAGUUGGUGGUGGCCAGAGACGCAGGUCACCCUAGUCGACACAAUUUUGAAGUGGGUGGAGGAGCACACCUGUGUGGACCGGACGAAGGUCUUUGCAGCCGGCUUCAGCCUGGGGGGCAGCUUAGACUGGUACUUGGCAUGCCACCGCAGCCAGUAUUUCCGUGCUGUUGCACCCAUUGAGCCAGUUCUUUACAUGGAUGAGACCUGCACAGAGCCUUCCGUGAGGCCAGUCUCCAUCCUGAGCUAUGGUGGAACGCAAGACCCCAACGUCAACAUCGACAAGCUUGCCCGCAUGACGGAGAAGCGUGCCCAGGCCUGUGGAUGCGACGGGAAAGUUGUAGAGCAGCUAUCCGCCACCGUGAACUGUACAAUCUGGUCGCAGUGCAGUGGUGAACAUCUUUUCGAGUUCUGCGUCGUAGAUGGCAUGGCCCACAAUAUCCCUGGACAUCUAAAGCCGGACCAGACGACUUUCAUCCGUGCAGGGUCUGACGUUGACUGGACGAAGCGCACAUUUGAGCGUUUCUCGCUACUAGCCCUUCCGGUCAGUCAGCCGGCAAGGUCAGCGGCGGCACAUCCGAGAGACGAGGAGAUGUUGCCAGUCUGGGUCGACAGAGGAUUUCCGGAUUUUGCAGGAAUCCGGCAAGGGCCACCAGCCCUACGCCACACAGGCCUUGGGUCAGCACCGAGUUGGCCAGAAAAGGCCGAAGAUGCUUGGCGGGAACGACACUGGAUCGAGCCGGUAGCUUCACAAGUACAUCGCCCCGUGCGAGAAGUAGGUGUGAGAGAGGCGAAUUCAAGCCCCUUGCCCCAGGCCAAUCAACGAAUCAAGGCAGUACCGGAGCUCCCUGUGGCUGAAAACAUCGACAGAGACGUUUUCCUGGCAAUGGGCUACAAGGCCCCGCAGCCUCGCGACGUCGCCCUGCCGUAUGACAGGCAGAUGUCGGUACCUUUGGGAGCAGGGCCCCCCACGCCAGCAACAGCGCUGCCUGAACGCGGUGCAGGCAUGCAGCCGCAGCUUUCGGAGCCCAAGGAGUUCGGUGCUGGCGUCUUCCAAGCACCGGCGAGGCAUGCGCAGCCUGUGCAGCAGACCUCGUCUCCUCUGCCGCGGCGGAGCGAUGUACCACAAAUGCCGACCAGAGGUUGCGAAUGGCUGGAGCCUGUGACCACGGGCGCGGGAGCCGAACCCGCCUUACAGGCGGUGCAGAGCACAUCGCCAAGGCCUCCGCCCUACCUUGGUCCUGGCCUGCCUGGCCAGGCAUUGCUGGGGGAGGAACCGCGCGAAUUUGAUCCGGAUGUUUUGUGGGCGAAGUGA